CAUACCCGCAAUGCUCUUAAUUUAAUUAGCAACAAAUGGAUAAGGUGCAAUACAGCUGCUGAAAUAUGCCAAAUAUCUGGGAAAACGUUUACGUUAUCGUUGCUGCGAUCAUGGUACUCAGCCUGGCCGAUCAAGGAAUCUCACACAAGCAUUAUACACGUACACGUAAAUUGGAAUUGCGCGAGGAUGUACGCCGCAUGUUUCAGCAUGCGUACGAUGGCUACUUGACGUACGCCGGUAACUAUGACGAACUGCGUCCGCUUACCUGCGAUGGACAUGAUACGUGGGGCAGCUACUCACUGACGCUAAUCGAUGCACUCGAUACGCUUGCCACCAUGGGCAAUUAUACAGAAUUUAGGCGCGUCUAUACGUUGCUCACCGAGAAGAUGGACUUUAAUAAGGACAUAAAUGUGUCUGUGUUCGAGACGAACAUACGCAUAGUUGGCGGUCUUCUCUCGGCCCAUUUGCUAUCCCGCCGCUGUGGAGUUGAAGUCGAGCCCGGCUGGCCUUGCAGCGGUCCACUGCUGCGCAUGGCCGAGGAUGUGGCAAAGCGGCUGCUGCCUGCGUUUGACACCAACACGGGCAUGCCCUAUGGCACUGUGAAUCUACGCUAUGGCGUACCUAGCGGCGAAACCUCUGUCACCUGCACCGCCGGCGUGGGCACAUUUCUGAUUGAAUUCGGCACUCUUAGCCGUCUAACUGGCAACACCAUCUAUGAGGAGGUAGCCUUGCAAGCCAUCUAUGCGCUCUGGGAACGACGCUCCUCCAUUGGACUCUUUGGCAAUCACAUUGAUGUGCAGAGCGGUCGCUGGACUGCGCUUGACUCUGGCAUAGGUGCUGGAGUGGAUUCGCUCUUCGAGUAUCUGGUCAAGGGCGCCAUAUUGCUGAAUCGUCCAGAGCUGAUGGAGUUGUUUGGCGAGGCACGUGCACCCAUUGAGAAAUACAUGCGCAAGGAUCACUGGUACGUUUGGGUGGGCAUGAACAAGGGCCAUGUCACUCUACCAGUGUUCCAAUCGCUCGAAUCCUUCUGGCCGGGAAUACUCAGCAUUGUGGGCGACACGGAGCCAGCUGUGCGCACCAUGUCACGCUAUAUCAGUGUUUGGAAGAAGUAUGGAUUUCUGCCUGAGUUCUUUAACAUACCCGUAGGCGAGGCUGCGCCCAAUCGUGAGAUUUAUCCACUGCGGCCGGAGCUAAUAGAGUCCGCCAUGUACCUGUAUCGUGCCACUAAGAGUGAGCAUCUGCUGGAGUUGGGUGAGCAUAUGCUGGAGACAAUUGAAUUUAGCGCCAAGACCAAGUGUGGCUACGCGACGAUACGCAAUGUGGUCACGCAUGAGAAAGAGAAUCGCAUGGAAUCCUUCUUUUUGGCCGAGACGACCAAAUAUCUCUAUUUGCUCUUCGACGAGGACAACUUUCUGCAUCACGCUGGCGACCCAAACCAGGGAGAGCUGCUGGGCAACGAUAGCGAUGUGUGCGUAGUGCAAGCAGGCGCUUAUGUCUUCAACACGGAGGCACAUCCCAUGGACAUGUCGGCGAUUCAUUGCUGUCACCAGCACAAACAGGAUGUGUACGCGCAGUUGGACUUGCCCAGCUUUAGUCAAAAGUCGCUUUUCGAGCGACAGCGACAAAAGCGUUUGGCAGUGCAGGACAAGUGGACGCCAAAGUGCCAGAGUCAGAGUCAGAGUAUAAGCGCCAAGGAAACGCUGGAGACGCCAGUCAAGCAGAGUCAGACGACCAUGGCUGUGGAUAUAGAAGUGUUUGAUGAGUUCCAGCAGCCGGCAGCGGAGAUGCUUGUGGGCAACUUUGAGCGCAUACGCGAGGAGCGUGAACUGAAUCUGAGUCAGCCGCUGAGCUACAGGGCGAGGCAGCCACUGCAUCGCAAUCAGUUGACGCUAAUCGAUCUGGAGGACUUCUUUGCACAGCGUCGUGAGGAUUUCGACAAUGCAGCGGAUACGCUCGACUAUGUGCUUAAGUUCAUGCGCAACUAUACAAUGGAUGUGGCAUUCAUACGCGGCAUGCAGCUCUACGAUGGCAACAUGACUCAGCUGCUAGGCGCUGGCGCGCAGCAAGACUACGAGGCACGCAUGCGCACGCUGUGGCAGCUGUACGAGCUGGAGCAGCAGUUUGUUAUAAAUAUACGGCUUAUGGAACGGCUGCAGCUGCUGACCUAUCAGGCGGAGAGCAGCGAUAUGCAUCGCUUUCUAUCACACAUACUGCACGCUCUGGACGAGCUUAGCAUGGGCAUGCUGCGCAACGAGACGGAGCUAGGCAAUCAGACGAUGCGCCAUCUGCUGCAGCAGACGCGCUACGACUACGAGCGCUCGCUGCUGAAUACAACGGCGAUGCAAGAAUUCGUUGAACGUAUUUAUAGGCUGGGGAGCAAUGAGACCAAGCGUAAGCUGCAGCUGCAGCCGCUGCUUAGCGCAGCAGAGAUGAUGCAGUUAGAAGCCGAAACGGAGCUGGCACCCGCGCAGUUGCAUCAGCUUUUCAAAUACACACGCCGCAUGGUCGAGUUCCGCAAGCGCAUGGCCGAGACAGUGGAUCGACUGCAGAGCAUUGUGCAGGGCCUAAGCACGCCCGCCACAACGCCACAACCGCAGCCAACGGCAAGUCCGCUGGCCAGUAUGCCAAUGCAGGAGCAGGACCAGCAGCAGCAGCAGAGCAAGCCGCUGCAGCAGCAGAAGCAGCAACAGUUGAUGGUAACGCCACCAGCAGAUGCUGGCUCUGUGUGGUCACAGUUUGUGCAAAAUAUUUUACGCAAAACGACAACGCAGCGCAUCAAGUUCGAUGAGGCGCUGCUGCUGGAGAAGACACGCAAGUCGCUGGAAAAGCAUGCACAUAAGCAGCUGGACUAUGAGCUCUUCAGCUGCCGUCGACCCGGGUUUAUUGAGAACUUUGCCUAUCGCGAAUACUAUCCAGAGCCGCUCUGACAGCGGGCCAACUACAAUAAGAAUAUAUGCCGUAGUAGCAGCUUCAGAGGUUGCCGAAACCAAUUAAACUACCUAAGCUGAGACACAGCUCCACAUUGACUGAAUUGUAGAUAAUUAAGCUAAAAUUUUUGCAUAAACAAAGGCGCAGUUAUUGAGAAUUUGUAUAGUAGACGCUCGUUAAUAGACAAAAGCAUUUCCAAGGCAUCGAA
Molecule: messenger RNA, 3136 nt
Organism: Drosophila busckii
Lineage: Eukaryota; Metazoa; Arthropoda; Insecta; Diptera; Drosophilidae
Gene: Edem1
Product: ER degradation-enhancing alpha-mannosidase-like protein 2
Exons: 3
Coding region: 66-2927 (953 amino acids)
Biological process (GO): endoplasmic reticulum mannose trimming; carbohydrate metabolic process; mannose trimming involved in glycoprotein ERAD pathway
Cellular component (GO): membrane; endoplasmic reticulum
Molecular function (GO): calcium ion binding; mannosyl-oligosaccharide 1,2-alpha-mannosidase activity
Source: RefSeq, a predicted model, not a curated record